UGUUGUGUGAUGCACAGCCGAAGUUCAUUGGGUGGAGCUCUUGCCGCUCCCAAGCUCGUCGACAAGCACACCCACACAGCCAUAGAUGAUGAACAAACACAUCGAAGCAUACUCUUCUAGAACGUCCUAAACACCACACCAGCCCUUGCGGUUCGCCUCAUGCAGGACUUCCAAUCUAUCCCGGGCCUCGCCGGGCGACUGUUCGGCGGCGCGGCCGCGGCGGCAGACAUCCGGCGCGCGCAGGCGCAGCAGGGCCUUCCGGCUUCUCGGUGCGGUGUGUUCUCGCAGGCGCCGCCGGAGGCGGUGAAGUGCCCGCGGUGCGAGUCCACCAACACCAAGUUCUGCUACUACAACAACUACAACCUGUCCCAGCCGCGCCACUUCUGCAAGAGCUGCCGCCGGUACUGGACCAAGGGCGGCGUCCUCCGCAACGUCCCCGUCGGCGGCGGCUGCCGCAAGGCCAAGCGCAGCUCGUCCUCGUCGUCAACCGCGGCCCCGUCGACGCCAGCGGCCACGGAAGCCAAGAACCAGCGGCGCGCGUCCGCGUCCUCCUCUGGCCGCUCCAACAGCGGCAGCACGAGUCCCACGGCCGUCGCGGCGGAGACGACGGCGACAGCUCCUCCCGCCCCGGCUACGCCCUCGUCCAACUCCAACACCAUCAACUUCGCGAGCCGCAGCCCGAAUUACCCCUUCGCGGCAGACGUGCCACCACCGGCGCCGAUAUUCGCCGACCAGGCGGCCGCGCUCGCGUCCCUCUUCGCGCCGCCUCCUCCUCCGCCUCUCCCGGUGUUCAACUUCUCGGCGGCGCUGCCCAAGACGGAGGAGGCGAUCGGCUCUGCGCUGAUCGCGGGCCAGGAGCCAGAGGUGCCCACGUCUAACUCUACCGUCGCCGACAUGGCGCCCUUCAUGUCCCUGGACACGGGCAUGUUCGAGCUCGGCGACGAUGCGUCGCCGGCCGCGUACUGGAACGCCGGGAGCUGCUGGGCGGACGUCCCGGAUCCGUCCGUCUACCUACCCUAGUUUGGUUUAGUUACUCAUCACGAUCACUUCGAUUAAGCUGUGGUUAAAUGCUUCUUAACGACGACCGGACCAACAGCUAGCUGGUAAGUCUACAUGUAUAAUGCUACGUACGUGCUGCCUGCAACUGUACCUUUCAUUAUUUUUCUUUCCUUUCUGUGGCCACACAGGUAUGUGUAAGAAAGCUAACCAUUGUGUCGGUACAACCGAAUCACAGCACCUAUUCCUGUUUCUCUA
This is a messenger RNA of Lolium perenne, 1254 nucleotides long. RefSeq names its product dof zinc finger protein 4. Gene Ontology annotation, biological process: regulation of DNA-templated transcription. Gene Ontology annotation, molecular function: DNA binding; DNA-binding transcription factor activity. The record is from RefSeq and is a predicted model, not a curated record. Lineage: Eukaryota; Viridiplantae; Streptophyta; Magnoliopsida; Poales; Poaceae.